Messenger RNA from Diaporthe citri, 2445 nucleotides. RefSeq lists its product as uncharacterized. Gene Ontology annotation, molecular function: ATP binding; DNA binding; 3'-5' DNA helicase activity. The coding region runs from base 1 to 2445 and encodes 814 amino acids. The transcript has 2 exons. Lineage: Eukaryota; Fungi; Ascomycota; Sordariomycetes; Diaporthales; Diaporthaceae. Gene Ontology annotation, biological process: recombinational repair. Gene Ontology annotation, cellular component: nucleus. The record is from RefSeq and is a predicted model, not a curated record.
AUGAGGUUGCCUGUGGCCCUGGCCCCUUGUCCGCAUAGGCUGCACUUUGGUUCAUACCCCUCCAACUUCAGCAAACCAUUUCCGAAAGCGGUGCUGGGGGCAGCAUGCAGAAGAUUGGCGCAUACAGCAGACUCGAUUGCGGUUCGUGAAAACCCUCGAACUUCAAGCGUGGAACCGAAUCAAGCGAGCUUGCCUCACAAGCGGCUUCCACAACCCUCGCCGGAGCAGCAGGUCGCGAUUGAUACUCUGCUACACACGGACAGCAAUAUCAUCAUAGAUGCAAUCGCCGGUUCGGGAAAGACAACUACGAUUCUUCACCUGGCGCAGUCCUCUCCAGACACCAACUUCUUGGUCCUCGUCUACAACCGUCGGCUUAUGUUGGAAACUGAGGAGAGGGUGCAGGGUUUGGGGUUGCACAAUGUCACCGUUUUGAAUUAUCACGCCCUAGGGGCCAGAUACUACACUCCAGAGUGCGCGACUGACCAGGGCCUGAAGCGUGUCGUUGAAGAGGACAUGUCCGUCAUUGAGGGCUUGAGUUUGCCGGAAUUUUCCGUCCUGGUCAUGGAUGAGCAACAAGAUAUGACGCCGAUCCUGAAGCGGUUUGUUGAUAAAAUCAUCCUCGAUAAGGGCUUCAUCGGGCCGGGGCGUGUAUCUUAUGAUCGACCCAACCAGCUGAGGGUAGUGGUGCUGGGCGACAAAAGGCAGGAAGUGUACUCCUUCAACAACGCUGACUCCCGUUUCCUUACCAUGGCUGCUCGCCCAGAGGUGUUCGGUUAUCUCAAUAACAACGAGUGGACAGCGGCAGACCAGACAACGUCCAACAGGGUUACUCAGCAAAAUAUUGACUUCAUCAACCAGCAGAUGUUGAAGCAGCCACUCGGAAUGGCCAUGCGUGCUGUCAGGAACCACAGUCAAGAUGGCACCCCGUAUCCGAAACCGCGUUACAUUAUAUGUGACCCGUAUGAAGAUAUCCUAAGCGAGGUCCUGCGGCUCCUGGACACAUGUGGGCUGUCCCCAACCGAAAUCAUUGUGCUGGCACCAUCAGUCCGGGGAGCAUCACCGGCCAUUUACCUGGCCAACCAUCUUGCAUUGAGGGGCAUACCGGUAUUCAGAUCAGAUUCGGAUGUCUCUGAUAUUGCCCCCGGAACAAAGGGCAUAGAACGCAGAGCGUCCAUAGUGCUGGGCUUCGACCAGGGAUACCACACCUGGUUUGACAAAACAGUAAACCCUCGCACAGCAGUCAGCAACCCGCAGUACGUGGCUGCAACUCGUGCGCUAGAGCAUCUAGUACUCAUCCAUGAUUCGAGAAGAGCCGCGCUUCCAUUCGUCGACUUAGACAAAGUCGGCGACACUUGCGAGCUGCACACGAUACGUCCCCUCCGGGUAGAACCACCAACACCACGAGAACGGAUACCAGCCUUCAGCGUCACUGCGCUCUGCCGGAACCUUUCUGAGACCCUGAUCACCGAUUGUCUGGGCCGGCUCGACUUCAGACUGCUGGCCGCGCCCGCCUACGGCGUCCCACCUCCUCCGACCGAGAUCCAGGACCGAUCGGGGCUGCUUGAGGGAGUCUCAAGCAUUACGGGGACUGCGGCACCUGCUGUGUUCCAGUGGCGUCAAAGGAGGCAAACAAGCAUCAUAUCCGGACCUCUGAAGUUGCUACGACCACCAAAAUGCCAAUCGAGGAGAAGAAAUCCUUUACGAGAGCUGCCGGAAGCCCUGUAUCAAAGGCUCGAGCUCGCCGAGGCAGCAUAUACCGGCGGGGUCUUCACCACAGCCGACAUCCUGUACCUCGCCAACCUGGAGAUGGCAGCCAAGGACAAAGACAUCACCAAGCUCCUGGCAAUCCCACUGGACCAGUAUGACUGGCUGUCAGAAGCCCACUGUAAAGACAUACACUACACACUCAACAGCCUCCCCGCGCCAGCCAAGAUCUCUGGGCGGGGGAUCCACUUCGAACUCAUAAAAUACCGAAAGUUCCUCGACAUCACGCACGGCGGCGGACCAACAAGCCCCGUGAAGAAGCAAGGUGUGAUCGUCACGGGGGCGAUGGACAUUUGCCGCCCGCGAGGCGCCAGCAAGACGGUCUGGGAGGUCAAGUACACCGAGUCGCUGCAGCCGGAGCACCUGCUGCAGACCGCCCUGUACAUGCUGCUCCUCGGCGAGCCGGCCUCUGGGUUCCUGGUUUCUGCGCGCACGGGACAGACGGUUCAGGUCUUGCCGAGGACGCAGAGAUCGCUCAGGGAGAUAUUGCAGAUUCUCGUCGAUGCGAAGUCUGGAGGGGAGCAGACGAGACUGCUGAAUGCUUACUCAGAUGAGGAGUUCCUGGCUGAGUGCGGGAGAGACUUCGAGGGGCUGGUCGGGAAGUGCGCUCUGCCAAAGUGGUUCGCGAUGAGGCCAUCGGGAUCCAAGUUCAAGAAGAGAAGGAGGGAGAAACAUGGCUGA